AUGGAUAGUUACACAGUGGCCCCCGAGGAUGACUAUGAUGUCCUCAUACAGGAUGACCUGGACAGCCAUGAGAUGGAGCAAGCCCUCACCCCCGAGCUCCUCUCCGCCCAGCAGGUACUGCAGUUCUGCUGCUCUGUAUUUGCGGUGGGUCUCCUGGACAACGCGCUGGCUGUGUUUAUCCUGGUGAAAUACAAAGGACUCAAGAAUGUGGGGAACAUCUACUUUCUAAACCUGGCAGUUUCGAAUUUGUGUUUCCUGCUUCCCCUGCCGUUCUGGGCACACACUGCCACACAUGGGGGAAGCCCUGGCAAUGCGACUUGUAACGUUCUUGUUGGACUCCACUCCACGGGCUUAUACAGCGAGACACUUUUCAACAUCCUUCUUCUUGUGCUAGGGUACAAGUUGUUUUCCCAAGGGACGCUGUCAUCCACCUUCAUGACAGUGCCCGGUGGUGUUGUUACAAGUAUCCUGGCAUGGACCAUGGCUAUUGCACUUAGUUUGCCUGAAUCUGUGUUUUACCAGCCGCGGAUGGAAAGACAGAAACACAAGUGUGCCUUUGGCAAACCUCACUUUUUGCUAGUUGAAGAGCCAUUCUGGAAGUAUUUUCUGACUUCAAAGAUGAACAUUUUGGUUCUUGGUUUUCCUCUGGUGGUUUUUAUACUCUGCUGUGGGCAAAUGAGGAAAACGCAGGCCUUCAGGGAGAGGCAGAAUGAUCUUCGAAAGCUUGGUUUUGUCAUAAUGGCUGUGUUCCUUUUGAUGUGGGCACCCUACAAUAUUGUGCUCUUCCUGUCCGAGUUCCAGGAACACUUGUCCCUGCAGGAUGAAAAGAGCAGCUACCUCCUGGAUGCAAGUGUUCAGGUCACACAGCUCAUUGCCAUCACCCACUGUUGUGUUAACCCUCUCCUCUGUUUGCUUUUUGACAAGGCCUUCACGAGAUAUCUCUGCAGUCUGUUCCCACGGUGCAAUGACACCCCAUUUCAAAGUGGGGGGGACUCUCAGCGAGCAACGCCAAGAAGAGGGCAUGACCAGCCCUUUGAACUCUACACUAGUUUGCAUCAAAGGCAGGAUAUAUAAACCUUGACCCUUGUCUCUUCAAAUUAUUUUGUGUAAUUUUUUACAUGUUUGUAUAAAAAUAGAACAUAAGAAGAAA
This is a messenger RNA of Mesocricetus auratus (golden hamster), 1150 nucleotides long. RefSeq names its product C-C motif chemokine receptor like 2 (gene Ccrl2). Gene Ontology annotation, biological process: immune response; chemotaxis; G protein-coupled receptor signaling pathway. Gene Ontology annotation, cellular component: cytoplasm; membrane. The record is from RefSeq and is a predicted model, not a curated record. Bases 1 to 1074 code for a protein of 357 amino acids. Gene Ontology annotation, molecular function: chemokine receptor activity. The transcript has a single exon. Lineage: Eukaryota; Metazoa; Chordata; Mammalia; Rodentia; Cricetidae.